Molecule: messenger RNA, 954 nt
Organism: Trichoplax adhaerens
Lineage: Eukaryota; Metazoa; Placozoa; Uniplacotomia; Trichoplacea; Trichoplacidae
Exons: 4
Coding region: 1-954 (317 amino acids)
Source: RefSeq, a predicted model, not a curated record
AUGAAUUUUGAUAAUGGUGAGAGAUUUUGCCAAGGAAUGAAUAAUGCUACGCUUCUGGAAUUACGGAGGAAUACAGAUUAUAUGAUGACUGUAGACUUUUUAUUGGAUAAAAAUUAUUCACCAUCUUAUUGGAUUGGUAUGAAAAAGGCUACUUUCAGCGGUCAUCGUAGCUUUUAUUCUUGGAUAAGCACUCCGAAUUCCUACAUCUCUCCUGAAGUACUGACAAGUUUGGCGCCGAACACUUUAAGUAAUUCUACUAUCCCAUCUUGUGUUGCUCUUUCUUAUUCUUUCUAUCAUGAUAGAUGGGUUUUAGCAGAGCAUAACUGUAGCGAUGAAUUACCAUUUCUUUGCCAAAACAAUGGUAUUUUACGAGAGAUAGUGCCUUACCUUAACGCACCAUUUAAAACCGAUAACAAAUGUCAAACUGGCUGGUAUCGACCAACUGAAGAUUACUGUGUUAAAGCUUUCCACUAUGCCUUACCAGUUGUCAAAGCACGCCAAAUUUGCCAGUAUGCGAGGGCUGAUCUUGCCGAAAUUUCUUCUAGAAGAACACAAAACAUUGUCGAUCACUAUUUGAAUACAAAAGGUUUAUCCUAUUUUUGGUAUUCUUUCGGUCUAUAUCAAAGUCGAAGUAAUCAUUUUAAGUGGAUGGAAUCGCAAGAAGAAAGCCAUUAUUUUCACUGGCAUGCUAAUAAUCCACGCAAAAGUAUCAAUUGCACUGUGCUUCAUCGCCAUAAAACAGUUGAACGAAAUAUGACUUGGAAAUGGAGAUCAUAUGGAUGUGAUUCUUACCAUUCAUGGUUCAUUUGCUCUAAAAAUUUAACCAAUGAGCAAGUUACUUUUAAGUCACUACAGCAAUCUUUUACUUCCGAAUUAACGUCCUUGGAUCAUCAAAAUCAGGUACCUAUAAUAUGUUUAUUUGAUAUCAUCAAUACCGCAGUAGAGAUAAUUUAG